AUGAAAUACUUAGCUGCUUAUUUGUUGUUGACCCAAGGUGGCAAGGAAUCCCCAUCUGCUGCUGACAUCAAAUCUGUCAUUGAAUCUAUUGGUGUUGAAGCUGACGAUGCCAGAAUCAACGAAUUGCUAUCCUCUCUACAAGGUAAGGGUUCUUUGGAUGAAAUCAUUGCUGAAGGUCAACAAAAAUUCGCUUCUGUUCCAGCUGGUGGUGCUGCUUCCGCUGGUGCUGCCGCUGGUGGUGCUGCCGCUGGUGGUGAUGCUGCUGCUGAAGAAGAAGCUGCUGAGGAAGAGAAGGAAGAAUCCGAUGACGACAUGGGAUUCGGUUUAUUCGAUUAA
Molecule: messenger RNA, 336 nt
Organism: Zygotorulaspora mrakii
Lineage: Eukaryota; Fungi; Ascomycota; Saccharomycetes; Saccharomycetales; Saccharomycetaceae
Gene: RPP2B
Product: ribosomal protein P2
Exons: 1
Coding region: 1-336 (111 amino acids)
Biological process (GO): cytoplasmic translational elongation
Cellular component (GO): ribosome; cytosolic large ribosomal subunit
Molecular function (GO): structural constituent of ribosome
Source: RefSeq, a predicted model, not a curated record